AGUAGAUUGUAGUAGUAUUUAUUGUAAAAAAAAAAAUGGCAGAUAUUUCAUUUUCUAGUCGUGCAUAUUGUAAGAUUAUUUUACACGCAGCUAAGUAUCCACACUGUGCAAUAAAUGGUUUAUUGUUAGCCAAACAAAGUAAUAAAAAUGAUGGUAAAUUCAUUGAAUUACAUAUUGAAGAUGUAAUUCCACUUUUUCAUAUUUGUCUUCAUGUUUCGCCUAUGGCAGAAAUUGCUUUAACCAUGGUUGAUCAAUAUGCUAUUAGUAAAGGUUUAGUACUAGCAGGUUAUUAUUUAGCAAAUGAAAACAUAAAUGAUUUAAGUUCAGAUAAACCUGCUCAUAAAAUAGCGGAUAAAAUAGCAGAAAAUUAUGGUAAUACUUUACUUGUUGUGGUGGACAAUAAAGAAAUUACACUUGCUAUGAAUUCAAAUCCUUUGAGAGUGUCACAAUUUAUAGAUGGCAAAUGGAAACUUAAAGAUAUAACAGAUAUAUUAUAUGACAAAGGAGUGACACAUACAGAUGUAUUGUAUUCCUUACUUAAAGCAGAAGAAUAUAGAAAUCUUAUAGAUUUUGAUAAUCAUCUUGAUGAUAUUUCUCUUAAUUGGCAAAAUCAAAAACUUAAUAAAAUCAUAGAAGAAGUUAUGGAAAAAUAUAAAUAAGAAUAUUGAAUUUAUAAAAAUAAUUUAUGAAUAUUUUCAAAUGCAUUUAAAAAUAUUUAAUGUAAAUAAAUUAAUAAAUAAAAAUAUGUAUUUUAAUUUAUUAAUGUAAAA
This is a messenger RNA of Apis mellifera (honey bee), 770 nucleotides long. It is a transcript of the gene EMC8-9, whose product is annotated as ER membrane protein complex subunit 8/9 homolog. Gene Ontology annotation, cellular component: EMC complex. The coding region runs from base 36 to 659 and encodes 207 amino acids. The record is from RefSeq and is a predicted model, not a curated record. Lineage: Eukaryota; Metazoa; Arthropoda; Insecta; Hymenoptera; Apidae. The transcript is spliced from 5 exons.